Molecule: messenger RNA, 2024 nt
Organism: Dioscorea cayenensis subsp. rotundata (Guinea yam)
Lineage: Eukaryota; Viridiplantae; Streptophyta; Magnoliopsida; Dioscoreales; Dioscoreaceae
Product: laccase-3-like
Biological process (GO): lignin catabolic process
Cellular component (GO): apoplast
Molecular function (GO): copper ion binding; hydroquinone:oxygen oxidoreductase activity
Source: RefSeq, a predicted model, not a curated record
UAGAUUUGAUAAAUGGAAUUGGAAACCAUGAAAGGUUGUAUUCAACUGUAUCAGAGAUGGACUGGUAAAACUGUUCAUAGAAGACAAGUGGCAGCAACAACUCCUCUAUCCAUGCAACCCAAACCAUAAAGAUUGACUAGUGUUUGUUAUAUUAUUGCCCUAAUAAAUCAAAACCUAAUCUGCCAAAUUGAAAAUAAAAUCAUGCAAUGCCUUUGCAUCCAUGUAUAAAAAGGUACCUAUGCCACCAUCUCUGGCAUUACAACCUCACUUACAGUUUUUCCAUAAACAUUGAAUUCUAAGGAAUGGAGAAUCUCAAGAGCAGCCUCAUGCAUUGCUUGUUUUGCUAUUUCCUAUUAUGGCUUUCCUUUCUCUUCAGCUACACUAAUGCGGAAGUUCACUAUCAUAAUUUUAAUAUCCAAGCAACGCCAGUGAAGAGGUUGUGCAAAACACAAAAAAUUAUUACCGUGAAUGGGCAGUACCCAGGACCAACAUUGGAAGUUAGGAACGGAGACACUCUAAUCAUCAAUGUCGUCAACAAUGUCAAAUAUAAUAUCACUAUUCACUGGCAUGGAGUGAGACAGAUGAGAACACCUUGGGCAGAUGGGCCGUCAUAUGUAACUCAGUGCCCCAUUAUGCCUGGUGGGAGCUACACAUACCGAUUCACCAUCCAGGACCAAGAAGGCACACUGUGGUGGCAUGCACACGCCUCCUGGCUAAGGGCCACUGUUUAUGGUGCUCUCAUCAUCUUACCAAAGGAGGGCUCCUCCUAUCCCUUCCUGAAACCCCAUAAAGAAGUUCCUAUCAUUAUCGGAGAAUGGUGGAAUACUAACCCACUGAAUGUCUUGAGAAGAUCAAUGAUAACAGGAGCAGCUCCAAACAUCUCCGAUGCCUUCACCAUUAAUGGUCAGCCUGGCGAUCUCUACAACUGCUCCAGCAACAAAGAGACAUUCAAAAUUCCAGUGGCUGCUGGAGAGACCGUUCUCCUCCGUUUCAUCAAUGCGGCCAUGAACAUUGAGAAUUAUAUUGCCAUUGCUGGACACAAAAUGACUGUCGUCGCAGCUGAUGCUUCCUACACCAAGCCAUUCACAACUACAGUGAUGAUGAUGGGCCCAGGACAAACAACAGAUGUCUUGGUCACCAUGGACCAGCAACCAGGCCGCUACUACAUCGCUGCCCGGGCAUAUGCCAGUGCACAAGGUGUAACAUUCGACAAUACCACAACAACUGCAAUCAUUGAAUACAAUGAUUACCCCUCCACAGGAGGUCAAGUUCCGUCACCAAGCCUACCCAAUCUUCCAGCCUUUAAUGACAAUUCACCUGCUACAGACUUCAGUGCUGGCAUCAGGAGCCCAUCAAGAGUCAAGCUUCCAGAGCCAGUGAAUGAACACCUCUUCUUCACUGUGGGGCUGGGACUCUUCAACUGCAAACCCAAUCAAAUAUGUGGAGGUCCAAAUGGCUCCCGUUUUGGGGCAAGUAUGAACAAUGUGUCCUUUGUGCUGCCAAAGAGGUUGUCCCUACUGCAGGCCUACUACCUCAGUGCCCCCAAAGUUUACACCACUGACUUCCCAGCGUACCCUCCUGUCCAGUUUGACUACACUGGAAACAACAUAAGCAGGGCUUUAUCGCAGCCGGUGAGGGGUACCAAGGUAUACAAACUCAAGUACGGCUCCGUGGUGCAACUGGUGCUUCAGGGCACUAACAUUGCUAAUGCAGCUGAGAACCAUCCCAUGCAUCUUCAUGGUUACCACUUCUAUGUCCUUGCACAAGGGUUCGGCAACUUCAAUGCAGCAACAGACACUGCCAAAUUCAACCUUGUGGACCCUCCACUCAGGAACACUGUAGGUGUUCCAGUGAAUGGCUGGGCAGUGAUCCGAUUUGUGGCCGAUAAUCCAGGAGUCUGGUUCAUGCAUUGCCAUUUGGAUGUUCACAUUACCUGGGGUCUGUCAAUGGUAUUCCUGGUGGAGAAUGGAGUCGGAGAACUGCAGACCUUGGAGCCCCCUCCGGUAGAUCUUCCACGCUGUUAG